UAAACCAAAACAUAGGUUUAGUUCUGCUUGAAAUGUACCUUACAUAGGAAAAAACAAGAAAAAAACAUUCUUCUCUGUUGUCUUAUUCAGUGUUGCAUCACAGUGAAGUAGAAGGAAACAUGACCUUUUGAUCCAAUGUUAAUGAUAAAACCUCCACUUUGCUGCAGGCACAGUGUUUUGACUCAUUGAAUUGCAUGUAAGUGGUUACCAGGACCUGAGGAUGAGCAGGUGGGGAGAGAGGCUGAAGAAGGUGGAGCGGCUGGCUCUGUCGUUUCAGCAGAACCCCUUGACGACGCCGUACAAACCUCGGCUGUGGCCGAACCAGCCCUCCUCUGUCUGGAAACUCUUCCCUCGACAAAACCUGGCCAUCAGCUUCGCUCACAGCUGCAAAGAGGCUGUUCAUGUUUUUGCACUUGAAAAAGAAAAAGCUUUGUUGGGUCAAAGGAUUUACCUGGUCACAAGUUACAGCGAACUGUGGCAUUAUUACAGGGUGUACCCGCAGUCCUUGAUGCAUUGUUAUGAGGUGAUACCAGAGGGGGCGGUGUGUAAGCUGUACUUCGACUUGGAGUUUCACAAACCUUCAAACAAAGGGUCUGAUGGAAACUCUAUGGUUUCCCUGUUCAUCAAGUAUGUCUGUGACAAGUUGGUGGAAGUUUAUGGGAUUGAAUGCUGUGUGAAAAAUGUGCUGAACCUGGACUCCAGCACGGAGGAAAAGUUCAGCCGACAUCUUAUCUUCAUGCUACAAAAUGCAGCUUUUAAAGACAACAUCCAUGUUGGUAGAUUCAUCCAUGCUAUUCUUCAACCCGUAAUAAGCAAGCUCAAAAGCGACAGCCGUCUUCAUAAAGGGGACAUUUCACCGACAGACUACAGGCACACAAAUAUUGAUGCUGAACUGGCUCAGAGUCCAGAUAUGAAAAGGCAGAAACAGGAAGUGAGAGAUCUCAGCUUCCUGCUGGUGAAAAACAAGGACGGUCGUAACGGCCUUUUUGUUGAUCUGGGUGUGUACACCAAGAACAGGAACUUUCGGCUGUACAAGUCCUCAAAGGUGGGGAGGAACGCAGCAUUCACCGUGGCUGAAGACAACCAGUUCACUGGCAAACCUGCCAAAGGAAAGUCUGCUGAAGAAAAUGUCUUCCUGGCAUCUUUAGUGUGUAACAUCAGUUUCACGGGCCAGAGGAUUCUUACAUGGGACGAUCCAGAAACAAAAGAAGUUAAAAAUCCAACAGCACACAGUCACCUGGGUCUCGAUUCAAAUCAAGGCACAUUUUCUGGCUGCCUGUCCUCUCCUUACAAAGAAGUGGACAACUUUGUGUUUACCUUGGUCAGAAAGGAUGGGGUUCAGGGAAGCAUUCGACGAUGGAACUACUUUGCUGCAGACCAACUUCUCGUUUAUGACAUCGCCAAAUAUCGCUGGUGUGAAAACAUCAGCAGGUUCCAUAAGAGCAACAACAUCAUGAUUGUUGUGGACCUUAAAGAGGAGGUCUGGUACCAGAAGUGUCAUGAUCCAGACUGCAGGAACUUCAGGUCCUCAAGUUUCCCACUUCCACAAGAGAUCUGUGUCAGCUACAUCCUGACUCUGGAUGAGGAGGAUCAGGCGUACCUAAUGGACGACACUGGCAACAUUGAACCCAGCCAGCCCCCAAACAGCUCCGUGCAUCCGACAGAGGAGACUCCUGAAGUGUGGGGAGAUGAGCAGGACGAGCGUGAAUUUUUAAAGAGUCUGAAUGAUUUUGAACAAAAAAGUACUGAGAUCUCAGAUGAGCUUCUACUCACAUGUGUGGCAGACUUUGACUCCUAGCAGGCGACAAAGAUCGGUGCUUCCAGUCGCCACAGCAGAACGUACUCCGAAACAAAUCAUAGUUUAAAACAACUUCUCAAACUUAUUGACUCAGGAUAAAUGGCAAUAAAAGACUAUUAAGACACAUUUUGUAAAAAGAAAUAAUACUGCAGUCACUUUAAUGUUCUUAUAACUUAAUGUGCAAUAAUCUGUUCAUUAAAUGUUUCUGAAGUCCAAACAGAAUUGCAUCUUUUAUAGAUUUGUAAUCAAAAAGUGUCCUAUUAAAUGACAAAUGCAACAGAGCUUCACAAAAAUGUUGAAAGAUAUUUUAUUUGACAACAAUCCAAUUACUUCUGACAAAGAAAAUUUUAUUCCACCCCUCAAAAUUUAUUUUACAAGAGACAUAAAAAUGCAGCAGAGCUGAUAAUGUCAGAUAUUAUAUAUUGAGUUGUGCAGACA
Messenger RNA from Poeciliopsis prolifica (blackstripe livebearer), 2236 nucleotides. RefSeq names its product primase and polymerase (DNA-directed) (gene primpol). Bases 221 to 1798 code for a protein of 525 amino acids. Gene Ontology annotation, molecular function: chromatin binding; DNA-directed DNA polymerase activity. The record is from RefSeq and is a predicted model, not a curated record. NCBI's taxonomy places the organism in Eukaryota, Metazoa, Chordata, Actinopteri, Cyprinodontiformes, Poeciliidae. Gene Ontology annotation, biological process: error-prone translesion synthesis; replication fork processing; response to UV. Gene Ontology annotation, cellular component: nucleus; mitochondrial matrix. The transcript has 14 exons.